Molecule: messenger RNA, 438 nt
Organism: Tribolium madens (black flour beetle)
Lineage: Eukaryota; Metazoa; Arthropoda; Insecta; Coleoptera; Tenebrionidae
Exons: 2
Coding region: 28-330 (100 amino acids)
Source: RefSeq, a predicted model, not a curated record
GCAAACGGACAGAGUACCUACCUGGGCAUGGGGCAUGUAAGUGAUGUAUUGACCGUAGGUAUUAACGACGCAAAGAACCAACCGACUAUUUUAGAAGAGUCACAGCCAAGGUACAACAUACAAGAGAUGUGCUCCCCAGGUAUCGCCAAAGGCCCGCCGAAUGCAAAAACUUUAUACACAAAAAUUGCGCACGAAUUAAACCCGACGGCUGAUUUAUCGAGGAGCCGCAACCACACAACAUCCAAAUUAUCCGGUAUUGACCAAAUGACCUUCAAGUGUUACUGCAUUUCGGUACAACAAUUGCCAAGUUCACUUACUUUUCGGCAAUGACCUCCACCACCACACUUUUGUCCGGUCCGUUCCCAAACAACAAAGAAAUCGCAAAUUGUGCAAAAAAUCUAAUUGCAACCUGGAAUUUGCCCGCCGACUUGGACAAGA